AUGGCAAUCAAACGACCAAAGCUUAAAUCUUCGUUGAAGCACCAGCUGGACCAGCUUAAAAAACAAAAGGACAAGCAGGGUAAGCCAAAAAAGGCAAACGAGACAUUAAAAAAGUCGGGCCUAAAAGCGGCAAAUUCGGCAUCCAAAAGCCAACGGAUAAAAUUCUUGUUCACUUUGAAUGUGCCUGAAAAGACACCACCUUGCCCUGAUAGCUUAAUUCCAUUUUCUCCGUUUUCUCGUGUAAUACUAUUGGGAGAGGGAAAUUUUUCUUUUGCUGUUGCAUUGGCCAAAUCUUUGUUUUUGACUUUUGAAAAUUCAAAGAAUCAAGAAGGUCAAGAAGGUCAAGAAGGUCAAGAAGGUCAAGAAGGUCAAGAAGGUCAAGAAGGU
Messenger RNA from Mitosporidium daphniae, 387 nucleotides. RefSeq lists its product as uncharacterized. NCBI's taxonomy places the organism in Eukaryota, Fungi, Microsporidia. The transcript has a single exon. The annotation marks the transcript as partial. The record is from RefSeq and is a predicted model, not a curated record.